This is a messenger RNA of Pieris rapae (cabbage white), 1319 nucleotides long. It is a transcript of the gene Aanat, whose product is annotated as arylalkylamine N-acetyltransferase 1. The transcript has 5 exons. The coding region runs from base 95 to 889 and encodes 264 amino acids. The record is from RefSeq and is a predicted model, not a curated record. Lineage: Eukaryota; Metazoa; Arthropoda; Insecta; Lepidoptera; Pieridae. Gene Ontology annotation, molecular function: N-acetyltransferase activity.
CGAUUUCGCAACCAUUCCAAUCUCAAAACUCGCCGCGACCCGUCUAGGGAACGUUGCUGAAAUUGAAGUGAACGCGUGAAUAGUGCUUUUCAAUAUGGCCGUUACGAGUGCUAGAAACAUUGUGGAAAACAACUUACAAGAAAAGGGGCAUUUCGAACAUGACAAUGAACGGAUUAUCGAAAAGUAUACGUUGGCAGAUAAAUUGCCGUCACAGCUCAAAGAACUCAACCUCCGGCCCAGGAACAUCUCCAAGCCCGCUUACAGUCUUCGGAAGCUCAGCACCAGUGAUAAAGGACCGGUCAUCGAAUUUCUCAGAAAAUUCUUCUUUCGAGAUGAGCCCUUAAACCUCACAAUUAACCUGCUGGAAACUCCGGAGUCCCGGUGCUUUGAACUAGAGGAUUACGCAGCCAGCACUCUUCAGGACGGCGUCUCCGUUGCUGUCGUAGAUGACCAGGGCAAUUUUGUAGGAAUGGUGAUUAAUGGCAUUGCCAGGAGAGAGGAAGUCGACUACAGUGACAAAUCGGAUGAAUGUCCUCACCCAAAAUUCAAGAAGAUUUUGAAACUAUUGAAUUAUUUAGACCGCGAAGCAGCAAUUUGGGAAAAGCUACCUCCUACCUGCGAUACUGUGCUGGAGAUCAGGAUAGCUUCCACGCACAGUGACUGGAGAGGACGAGGCCUCAUGAGAGUGCUUUGUGAGGAAUCAGAACGUAUUGCUAAGGAAAUAGACGCAGGCGCUUUACGCAUGGACACGACGUCUGCCUUCUCCGCCGCAGCAGCCGAGAGGCUGCACUACAAGAGCGUCUUCAGGGUUUUGUACUCGGAAAUUCCUUACGCGCCUCAUCCAGACCCACCGCACAGCGAGGCCAGAGUCUACCUUAAACAAAUCUAAAUUGUUCUCCAAACUUUUUCUUCUUUUCCUACUGUACCUUUCCUUUUUAAAUGUUAUAGAGAGCCGUGUAAACCUGUAUGGCAAUAUUUGUAAUUCAUUUGUUACCUAAUUACAAAUUAAUUACAAAUAUUGCCAUUGCCAUUGCGAUAGAAAGGAUCCGACGAUCCAAAUUGUGUUUUUUAGUAGAUUUACUUAGUUUGAAGAAAUAUUUUCUGUUUAAUAAUAUUAAUGUAAGAUAGAUUUAAGCAAGUGUAUAGUAAUUAUAAUUUUCUGUGGUUUUAUAUUAUAGUCUUUAGAUAGUUCCCGCCGCGCAAGUCUCUGAAGUCAGGGAUUGAUUUUUUUUGUGCUGCGUUGAAAAUUAUACGAAACGUUAUGGAAUGUAAAUAACAAGUAUUAUUUAAGUAAUAAAAUGUAACAUAAAAUCUUGUAA